GCUGAUUUACAAAGUGUAUGAAUAUGAUCGUCCAUCUAACACUGAUUCUAUUUUUGGUAAUUACUGAACUUCCUUUUCCCUAAUUGAGAAGAAAUAUCACCAACUUUGGAACUAUAUUUUGACUGCAUGGAGAAAGGAUAAGGGCUAUUUUACUGCUUCAUGACUAGUGAUGAAUUUGAUCCCUCAGGAGAUGCCUUUAUAAAUGCCGAUCUAUUUUAAAAAUAAGCCGGUCGAGGGACCCUUACCUGGUCAGAUAUGGAUUGCCAGAUAUAUAUCCUGUCCACCGGUAGUAAACAUUAUUAUUUUUAAAUGAUAUUUUUUAAAGUGCCAUUUUAACACACUAGUCUAUGGUAAAUGUUUUAUGCCCAUGAAACCAGCAGAAUACUAAUUGAUCAUUGAGAUGGAAGAUGGCGCUACAUGAAACUUUUUGAAUCAGCAGAGACACUAAAAUAAUCAAAAUGGCUCUGCUUUGGGUAAAAUCGUACUUUGAAGACAAUACAUAUAAGAAUAAAGUAGACAUAUUUUUUCUUCCUAUUUCGCUAACACAAUUAUAAUGAUUGGUUAUGAAAUUAACAGGUUGAUUAAAAGGUUUUUAAUAAAAAAUGAAGGGCAUCAUUUCGUCCACGAAAAAGUUUGACAAGGAAAAAAAAAAAAGGUCUUCACUUUUCACUUUAAAAAAGGGGGGCACACUUUGGGUUGAUUGGUGUUGGUCAUCUUCUGUUGGGAUUUUAUCAAUCUUUCAUAAACCUAUCCUCCAAUUAGCCGCCUAAUAGUAAUGCGGAUAAUUCAAUAAAAAUUGCGUUCACAAACUCCGAAAAUUAUCCGCAUUAUUUUUACGAGCGCCCGUCCUGAAAAAGGCGGAUAAUCGUCAUGACAACUGGACACGCCCCCUCCGAUGCGGUUGUGUUGGAAAAGGGUGACCUUGUGACCGCACCAUGGCAAUUAUCCGCAUUAUUUGGAAAUACGUUCAUAAACUCAAAAUAUUGUCCCGAUGCUGCUAUUAUGCGGAUACUUGCAGCAUCAAAAUAAUGCGGAUAACUCUGGUCCUCCUCCGAUUUUACGAACAAAUUAUGCUGCUAUCAGCCGCAUAAUUAAGGGGUAUAUUACUGUAUCGAACAGUAGUAUAAUAAUGUAUUAUGAUUGUAAUGUAUAAUAUACUGUGAUUUAUGUAUCAUGUAAUAAUGUAAUUUUAACCUGCCGGCCAACCUGAUAGGUUGCCGGGCCUGGAUCUUGUUAUGCUUGAUCCUUAAUAAAGACAUGAUGUACUACUACUAUACACGGGCAUACAUUGCAUGUUGGAAAUGACUAUAUUGAUGGAAUCUUGAUAUGGGGAAGGGGCAGGACCAUUUCCUUCUACAUAGGCAUCUCAUUAUCAUUGCCGCCUUUGAAGGCAAUUCACAAAUAUUAUCCAAUUGUAAAUCCUCUCAAUUUGUAUAUAAUUAUAUUUCAGGUCGUCUGAUCUCUGACGUCAUCGCUGUCCUUUAUCUUCUUUUGUCGUGCGCUCUGUUGACGUAUGAUUUCCAGACUUACUUCAGAAACUUCUGGGGAAAGAAAAGCGACAUCCUUCACCUUGUGUCUUACUCCACUUACCUCUUUCAGGUAAUGGUCAUUCCAUUCGCAUGCCUCUUCUCCCGGAUUGGCUUCAUCACCAUGGGAACGCGUUACAGGCAAGGUUCUCCGCUCUUUCGUGGAUUCUUGUCGAGGCGCGUAAAGAUUUUGACUGGCUCACGUUUUGGCGCCAAAGGUCUGUCCUGGUUUCGUCUCGUCUGCUUCCUCGCAUGGCCGAUUACGAAUGCUACGCUCAGGUUGGCCAACGAUUACCGGAUCGGAUCUAACUGUCACAGUCGCUUGGCAGUCUACAAAGAAGUCUCUCACUGGAGCGCUCUUGUCGGGUACAUCUUUUACGGCUGUUUUUGCUAUCUCAUCCACAUCGAGCGCGUUUCGUUUCAAUGCGAGGUGCGUCAGAUUUCCAAAUUCGCGCGCGACCAGGCCUCCGCGAAGAAUAUAGACGGGGUACGCAGACGGAUACUGAGCUUCUACGAGCAUUACCACAUUCUGCGUCGUUUGAUCCGGUGGUGGAUGGCAUUCACCAUGGUCGUCGCCACUUGGGGACUGACCGCUCACCUCACCUGGAACUAUCUCAUCUACAGCAACAUGGAUGUUCAUGACCCCCAUCGCACUCCCGAUCUCAUAAGAUCUCUCAACAUUCUCGUCAGCGCGCAGAAGGUCAUGUUCUUCGUGGUCCCAUGCAUAGCAAUAGGUGGGCUGAACCUGGAGCACGUUUGGAAGCGGCUGAAGUACGAAAUCGCCAAGAAUCAGAGGUAUGCAUACAAAAGUUACUGGCGGGCCAUCAACAAGUACCUGCACGAGAUCAACGCGGACAACCCCAGAGAGAUUACCCCCACCCUUCUCUUUACCGCCAUUGGUUUCUACUUGGGCUUGAAACUGGACAAAGGGGACCAGGAAUUCAUUAAGUGGAACUAUCCGAUCUCCUGUAAUACUACAGAGCAACAUCUUUAA
This is a messenger RNA of Lytechinus pictus (painted urchin), 2520 nucleotides long. RefSeq lists its product as uncharacterized. Lineage: Eukaryota; Metazoa; Echinodermata; Echinoidea; Temnopleuroida; Toxopneustidae. The record is from RefSeq and is a predicted model, not a curated record. Bases 1327 to 2520 code for a protein of 397 amino acids. The transcript has a single exon.